Molecule: messenger RNA, 1755 nt
Organism: Manis pentadactyla (Chinese pangolin)
Lineage: Eukaryota; Metazoa; Chordata; Mammalia; Pholidota; Manidae
Gene: CNN2
Product: calponin 2
Exons: 7
Coding region: 95-1024 (309 amino acids)
Biological process (GO): actomyosin structure organization
Molecular function (GO): actin binding
Source: RefSeq, a predicted model, not a curated record
GCGCUGGGGGCCAAUCAGCGGCGGGGGCGGGGCGCCGGGCCGCGGUCCCUCCAGACCGCCAGCCAGUCGGUCGGCCUCCGUCCGCGCGCCGGCCAUGAGCUCCACGCAGUUCAACAAGGGGCCCUCGUAUGGGCUGUCGGCCGAAGUCAAGAACCGGCUCCUGUCCAAAUAUGACCCUCAGAAGGAGGAAGAACUCCGCGGCUGGAUCGAGGGACUCACGGGCCUCUCUAUCGGCCCCGACUUCCAGAAGGGUUUGAAGGAUGGAAUUAUCUUAUGCACACUCAUGAAUAAGCUGAAGCCGGGCUCAGUCCCCAAGAUCAACCGUUCCAUGCAGAAUUGGCACCAGCUAGAAAACCUCUCUAACUUCAUCAAGGCCAUGGUCAGCUACGGCAUGAACCCUGUGGACCUGUUUGAGGCCAACGACCUGUUUGAGAGUGGGAACAUGACCCAGGUGCAGGUGUCUCUUCUCGCCCUGGCGGGGAAGGCCAAGACAAAGGGGCUACAGAGCAGCAUGGACAUUGGAGUCAAGUACUCGGAGAGGCAGGAGCGGAAUUUCGAUGACGCCACCAUGAAGGCGGGCCAGUGUGUCAUUGGGCUCCAGAUGGGCACCAACAAGUGUGCCAGCCAGUCGGGCAUGACGGCUUACGGCACCAGAAGGCACCUGUACGACCCCAAGAACCACAUCCUGCCACCCAUGGACCACUCCACCAUCAGCCUCCAGAUGGGCACCAACAAGUGUGCCAGCCAGGUGGGCAUGACGGCUCCUGGGACCCGGAGGCACAUCUAUGACACCAAGCUGGGGACCGACAAGUGUGACAACUCCUCCAUGUCCCUGCAGAUGGGCUACACGCAGGGUGCUAACCAGAGCGGCCAGGUCUUUGGCUUGGGCCGGCAGAUAUAUGACCCCAAGUACUGCCCACAAGGCCCAGUGGCCGAUGGGGCCCCGGAGGCUGCCGGGGACUGCUCAGACCCAGGGGAGGCCCCGGAAUACGCCCCCUACUACCAGGAAGAGGCGGGCUACUGAUGUCUUCUCCACAUCAUUGUCCUGUCUGGGUUUUCGGGUUUUUCUGUUUUCCUCUUGUUUUUUUUACAUGUCUGAGUGCCGCCCCCUGAGGGUCUGCGGGGAAGGGGUGAAGGCCAUAUCCAGAUGCAUUUGGCAUGGGGGGGUCUGCCCGCGUGCGUCCAGGCAGCAGAUUUCCUGACAGGCUUUGGGCCGAGCUGUGGCAGGGAGAAGGAACCCGGGCAGGCAGGGAACUGGGCCCCGAAUGGUUUCCGGCUGCUUCUCUUCCCUUUUCUCUGCUGAUCAUUGUGUGGUUUCUGUACCCAGAGCAGUUUCAGGCAGUUUUAACGAAAGAAAAAUAAUGUUUUUCUUUCAGGGGAAAGGUUGGGGGAUGGUGGAAGAGGAUGCUGGGAAGGAAAUAGGUCUCCUGAGAGGGGGUCACGCCACAGCCCUGAAGUCAGGCCUUGUGGAGGGCCUGGAUUUCCCUAGCACCCUCAGAUAGCCAAUCGUGCCCCCCAACCCCCAGGGGCCAAUUAGGAAACUGAGGCCCAAACAGGAAAGUGAGAUUCUAAGUGGGUGAGGCAAAGCCAAUCCCCUGCCCUGUACUUUUACCCCCACUCCCCAUCCACACAGGGACCCUCCCCUGGAGGCCCUCCUGGGGACCAGCCUCCACCCAGGAGUCCCAGGACCAAGAGAUAAUGUGAAAUACUGUUUGUGGACCAAAGACAAUAAAAACCUCUUUUUAGGAAAUAAAA